AUGUAUACGCUGAGAAGCAGAAAAGUCCAAAAACAGGAUGACUGGCCUAGGAGGAAAAAGGUUUGUCAAAGUCUUUGUUACUGACAAAAAUUGAAGUACAUUUUCAGAGCUUACUCAAGUUGUUCUGAUGUAAUGGGCUCCAGUUAGGUUGUGAUUUUAGCAAUCUAACAAACACACUUGUCAUUCAUCCUAAUCUUAGAAGGGCAGACAAUCAGCUGUGGCUGAAACAUCUGAGGCUGAGAUCUCCAGGACCACAGAGGAGCCUCCUGAGGGAUCUACACUCACAGAGAUAGAGGUAUUUAUUCUAGCUGAUCAUCUUGUCUGGUCUUGAGGUGUUAAAGCUGCAGUUGUAAAUACUCUGCUGAUUGGUCAGGUCCUUAUAAUGUAUCUGAUUUUUUUAUUUUGAUGGUCAGUUAAGCUGUGUGUCUGCUUUAAGGCUCCCUUGGGUUGAUUUUGAGUUGUGGGGUCCAGUCAGGUUGGUAUUUAAGAUGUCUGACAAACACACUUGUCAGGUUUACAGUGUUUGUGGGGUCCCCGUAAAGUCAGAUACACUGUUGACAUUAAUGAGAGAUUAAAUAUCAAAUGAAAAAAAUACAUCCUUUGCAGUUGAUGUGUUCCUCACUGUGUAAUGAUCUAAGACCCUACCGGUCACUCCAGCUGUUUGACUAGGAGACUGAAGUCUCUGCCAGUCCUUUCUGGGCUCCAUGAUCCACAUUUUGGUUAAAAGAAGACACCAAGCGACAGUAAUAGUAGUUGGUACAGAUGAUUUUGUUUAGAUUAUGGGAUUUAGCAUGAGAGCUACAGCGAGUGGAUUCAUCAGGUUUAAGAAUCAUAAUGUAUUUAAAGUUGCCUGUAUCUUUAAUUGUGAAGAAAUCAGAACAAUAGUUUGUUUAUUUACUAUUCAUCUCAAACUUGUUGUUUAGGACAUGGAACCACCUACUGUGGCUGAAACAUCUGAGGCUGAGAUCUCCAGUACCGCAGAGGAGCCUCCUGAGGGAUCUACACUCACAGAGAUAGAGGUAUUUAUUCCAGCUGAUCAUUCUGUCUGCUCUUUAGUGUUAAAUCUGCAGUUGUAAAAACUCUGCUGAUUGGUCAGGUCCUUUAAAUGUAUCUGAUUUUUUUAUUUUGAUGGUCAGUUAAGCUGUGUGUCUGCUUUAAGGCUCCCUUGGGUUGAUUUUGAGUUGUGGGGUCCAGUCAGGUUGGUAUUUAAGAUGUCUGACAAACACACUUGUCAGGUUUACAGUGUUUGUGGGGUCCACGUAAAGUCAGAUACACUGUUGACAUUAAUGAGAGAUUAAAUAUCAUAUGAAAAAAAUACAUCCUUUGCAGUUGAUGUGUUCCUCACUGUGUAAUGAUCUAAGACCUUAGCUGCCACUCCAGCUGUUUGACUAGGAGACCUAAGUCUCUUCAAGUCCUUUCUAUUCUCUAUAAUCACUUUAUGUUUUUAAGAAGACAUCAGUUGACAAAAAAUAGCAGUAAGUACAAAUGGAUUUGUUUAGAUGAGGUGAUUUAGCAUGAGCUGCAGUGAGUGGAUUCAUCAGGUUAAUAGACUGUUAUGUAUAUUUGAGGUGCCAGUGGCUUUAAAUGUGCAGAAAUUAGAUCAAUAAAUAGUUGGUUAAUUUACUAUUCAUCUCAAACUUGUUGUUUAGGACAUGGAACCACCUAAUGUGGCUGAAACAUCUGAGGCUGAGAUCUCCAGUACCGCAGAGGAGCCUCCUGAGGGAUCUACACUCAGAGAGAUAGAGGUAUUUAUUCCAGCUGAUCAUCCUGUCUGCUCUUUAGUGUUAAAUCUGCAGUUGUAAAAACUCUGCUGAUUGGUCAGGUCCUUUUAAAUGUAUCUGAUUUUUUUAUUUUGAUGCUCAGUUAAGCUGUGUGUCUGCUUUAAGGCUCCCUCGGGUUGAUUUUGUGUUAAGGGGUCCAGUCAGGUUGGUAUUUAAGACGUCUAACAAACACACUUGUCAGGUUUACAGUGUUUGUGGGGUCCACGUAAAGUCAGAUACACUGUUGACAUUAAUGGGAGAUUAAAUAUCACAUGAAAAAAAUACAUCCUUUGCAGUUGAUGUGUUCCUCACUGUGUAAUGAUCUAAGAACCUACCGGUCACUCCAGCUGUUUGACUGGGAGACUUGAGUCUUUGCCAGUCCUCUCUGUUCACCAUGGUCCAGUAAAUGUUUAAAAGAAGACACCAGGUGUACAAAAAUAGCAGUCAGUACAGAAAAUAUGUGUCCAGAUGAACUCAUUUAGCAUGCGAGCUACAGUGAGUGUAUUCGUCGGGUUUAUGAAGGUAAUGUAUAUUUAUGUGCCAGUGGCUUUAAAAGUGUAGAAUUUAGAUCAAUUAUGAGUUGGUUAAUUUACUAUUCAUCUCAAACUUUUUGUUUAGGACGUGGAACAACCUACUGUGGCUGAAACAUCUGAGGCUGAGAUCCCCAGGACCGCAGAGGAGCCUCCUGAGGGAUCCAAACUCACAGAGAUAGAGGUGUUAGUCCACCUGAUCAUUCUGUCUGAUUUUUAGGUUUUAAAGCUGCAGUUUUAAAAACUCUGCUGAUUGGUCAGGUCCUUAUAAUGUAUCUGAUUUUUUUAUUUUGAUGGUCAGUUAAGCUGUGUGUCUGCUUUAAGGCUCCCUUGGGUUGAUUUUGAGUUGUGGAGUCCAGUCAGGUUGGUAUUUAAGAUGUCUGACAAACACACUUGUCAGGUUUACAGUGUUUGUGGGGUCCACGUAAAGUCAGAUACAAUGUUGACAUUAAUGAGAGAUAAAAAAGGUUUUUUUUUCUUAUUGUGUGAAAUAAACAUUAUAUGCAGUUUAUCUGUUCACUAUGUGAUGAUCUUGGAACCCACCGGUCACUCCAGCUGUUUGACAAGGAGACUUAAGUCUCUUCCAGUCCUUUCUAUUCUCCAUCAUUCACUCUGUGGUUUAAAGAAGACAUCAGUUGACAAAAAAUAGCAGUAAGUACUAGUGGUGCAACGGAUCACAAAACUCACGGAUUGGAUCGUUCCUCGGAUCAAGAGUCAUGGAUCAGAUCAUUUUUUGGAUCAGCAAAAAGCAACAAAAAAAAACAAAAAACAAGACAAACACAAGUUUUGUCUGUUUAUUAAACACUUAAAUGAUUAAAUUAAAUAUAUAAAAGUAGUGCACAAGGCAUAAUAUCUUCUUUCUAGCAUAAUUAUUAAUGAAAAACAACUUGAAGUGCAAUAUAUAGGCAUAUCUCCUUCCUUUAAAAUGUAACAAUGAACCAAAAAUGAAGUAUGUGAGCGACGGGAUGUCUUAACGUGGCUCAAGGACUUUCAGCAUGUUUUUAACAUGUUUUGCACAACUGAAUAUGGCCUCAUGUCUGUAGCUAUAAACACACCGAUAGCGUUUGUGAUAGCUUUAGCCCUGUCGGAUUGCACAAGGAAGAGGCUGCUUAAAUGCUGUGGUGAAGUUGUUGGCCAGCUUUCGUUUUAUCGCCAGUCAGUAAAACACCCGGGUGAUGUCGCUUCAAAUGCGUGAACAUGCUCGAUGUGUUCCCACUGUCAUUUCGCUUUCUUAUGCCACAGUGCCUACACACCGUCGCAGUUUUGUCCACUGACCUCUUUCCUUCUUCAUCAUAGUUGACAGGGAUGCCAAAAUGCUCCCAUACAAGGGAUGUAAGUGUCGCGGGGCGUUCAAGCUCCUCCUUUCCUCAACUCGCCAUGUCUGCCCUCCUCCUUUCUUUGCUUACAAUAAGCUGUGUGUGGACGGAGCACAACUUUUUUUUUUUCAGAAAUAAAUCCGCGGGUCACAUUUGUGCCAAACCAAUGACGUCAAUCCGAACGGAUCAUGGAUCAAUGAUGAUCUGUUGCACCACUAGUAAGUACAAAUGGAUUUGUUUAGAUGAGGUGAUUUAGCAUGAGCUGCAGUGAGUGGAUUCAUCAGGUUAAUAGACUGUUAUGUAUAUUUGAUGUGCUAGAAGCCUUUAAUGUACAGAAAUUUGAUCAAUAAUAAGUUAGUUUAUUUACUAUUCAUCUCAAACUUGUUGUUUAGGACAUGGAACCACCUACUGUGGCUGAAACAUCUGAGGCUGAGAUCUCCAGUACCGCAGAGGAGCCUCCUGAGGGAUCUACACUCACAGAGAUAAAGGUAUUUAUUCCAGCUGACCAUCCUGUCUGGUCUUGUGGUGUUAAAGCUGCAGUUUUCCUCACCAAUGCAUACAUUUCAGUAAAAAGGGCUACCAUCUGGUCUUAAUUAGCUUUGAGUAUAGGCCUUUUUUUCGUACCUUGAUGAGAUGCUUCAUUAUUUCAUUUUGUCUUUAUUUUCUCUAGGACUCAGAUGCAGCUUGUCCUCUUCCCUCAGUGAAAAAAUAUGGGCUGAAUCUUCCUCUAGUAAACUACACAGAUUCUGAUGAACCCCAGAGUCCAUCCUCAAAUCCUGAAUCUGAACAUUGCCUCUCAGAGCAGGACCAUAUUUCUGUCCCCAGGCUCAGGAGGACCAAAAGUAUACUGGUAAACAACACACACACACACAGUGCAGUGAAUGUAUUAAAAGUCAAUUGCAGACAUUUCAUUGGUCUUGUGCCUACUGUCUAUCAUAUUUUUAUUGCUUUCUUUAGAUGAAAAACCAGAUUCACUUUGAUUCAGAAGAGCUUUAUGACACCACCUCAGCUGACAGUGAAGAGGAAUACAUUCCUAAGACAAGUGAGGACUCUGAUGAUUCCGGCAGAAGUGAAGUCCUGGAAGUUGAGGACCCUCUCUUCAAGAUAAAAGAUGUCAUCAAAGAUUUUCCUCCCUUAACCCAAAGAUCUGAAGCCUCUUCACAGCAGGUUGUUACAAGAGGGCGUUCACCUGUUAGGAGAAGUAGCUCUGGUCUGAUGCAUAAAAGGCAAUGCUACAGAAGUGUGGUUCAUCAUUCAACACUAGUCAGCCAUGCUGACUCAUCUAACCAGAGUUUUGUAGCAGACGCUGAUGCCCUCUCCCAAAACUCAGUGGUGAAUUUAGACCAGGACCAGGACGAAUGUCUUCCUGACAGUUCCUCUUCCAUUCUUACAAAUGAUAAUGAGUCUGGUGGUCCACUUUCCAUACCCGCUGUCUGCAAAAAAGAGAAUGGGUCAAGACUUUAUAACAAGAAGCAGUACUGUUUGUACUGCAAAUUGGGUGUUAUAAAAAUUGCAAGACAUUUAGAGCGAGCACAUAUAGAUAAGUCAGAGGUUGCACAGGCUUUUGCCUUCAAAAAGGCUCCAAAGAAAGACGAAUGCAUCUGGAACUUUUGA
Molecule: messenger RNA, 5220 nt
Organism: Xyrichtys novacula (pearly razorfish)
Lineage: Eukaryota; Metazoa; Chordata; Actinopteri; Labriformes; Labridae
Source: the annotation of a GenBank genome assembly